AUGAAAUGCCUAAAAGCACGCGUGCUGAAAAACAAGAAGAAACAAACUAUCUGUCGGCUGCGUCAGAACCAAGCGGAGAAGGAGCUUCGACGAAUUUUACAACCAGAUGACAUGCAGCGCGUGUUCGUCACACGCAAGCAUGCUGAGACUACAGAGAAAACCAAACGCACCAACAUUCACAAUGAGAAGUUAUCACGGUUGAUACCCAGGAGUUCCACACCAAGCAAUCCCAAUACGGUGUUCAACCUUUCCUCGAAGCGGCUCUCGGACGAUCACGUCAGCUUGCUUUCAAAGGGCCUCGACUUUGCUCUGACUCCACGUGCUCCCGCUACUAUUGAUUUCAUUAUUGAAGCCGAAGACAAACUCCGCCACUUGAAGAAUACCACCGGAGUCAACUUAGCACGUAGCCGCAUAGCGACCACUCUAUCCAAUCUAAAAGUUCAACCGUCGAACUUGAACAAACAGGAACAAGCAGCUCUACGGGAUUUGAAAUCUGACGAGUCGAUUAUCACCCUCCCAGCAGAUAAAGGGAAAGGCACUGUAGUAAUGGACAAAAUCGACUACGAUGGCAAGAUGCUCAAAAUCCUAGUCGACCCCACGCAUUUUAAGAAAGUUACACACGACGCGAUCCGAAAAUCGGAGCGCUCCCUCGUCGACCACCUCCGUAAUUUCAAGAAAAAAGACUGCUUGGAUGAAGAAACCUAUCGCCGCUUGUUUUCCUCAGAUGACUCCAUUCCUAGACUGUACGGCCUCCCUAAAGUGCACAAGCCCGAAUGCCCGCUACGUCCGAUUGUGUCAUUCAUUGGAUCACGAACUUACAACCUUUCAAAGUACCUUGUUGAACUGAUCUCACCUGUAACCGGCAAUAAAAACAUGACCGUACGUAAUUCCCGUGAGUUCAUACAACUAGUACGUGAUCAAGUUAUCGGUGAAGAAGACAUCAUGGUGUCUUUUGACGUCGUUUCGCUCUUUACUAACGUCCAUGUUGCGACCGUGAUUGAAGUCGCUGAAACACGAUAG
Messenger RNA from Ornithodoros turicata, 1020 nucleotides. RefSeq lists its product as uncharacterized. The coding region runs from base 1 to 1020 and encodes 339 amino acids. The transcript has a single exon. NCBI's taxonomy places the organism in Eukaryota, Metazoa, Arthropoda, Arachnida, Ixodida, Argasidae. The record is from RefSeq and is a predicted model, not a curated record.